AUAGAGAAAUGUCUACUAAAAAAUAGGUUCAUGGAGGAAAAACUUCAAGAUCAAAUAGCAAAUAGUCUGUAUCUAACCCUAUAUCAGUUCGAAAACGGUUUUCAUCAUUAUGUUCACCGUAAUUUAUUUUAUCUAAUCUUUGCUAUAGCCCUAACAAUCAAACAGAAUCAACUUGCGUCUUUUGCUAGAAAUUUAAAAAUUAAAAAGUUGAAUCCUAUGCUCCUCUUCUUAAUAAGGCUCUAUUUGCUAAAUAUUCAUCAUCUCAAAACUACUAUUAUUCAAAAGACAUUAAUAAUAUAAUUGAUGAAGAAUCUACACCAGCUGUUGUAUUUUAUAGAGAUUUGGAAUGCAUAGUAGAGGAAGAAGAAUAUUUGAAGAGGUAUUCAUUAAUUCAUUAAAAGAUCAUAUGCUAAAAAAGAGGCAACUUCUAAAACAAAAGCCUUGCUUGAAUACUACAAAUAUCAUAAAGAUAUACCACGUCUCUUUAUGCAAAAGGUUUACAUAACUAUUAAUAAAUUUCAUGAAAAGAAAAGAAGAAUUGAAUAUGGAAAUAUUAAAAGGAAAUUGAAUAUACCUGAUGAAGAUAUAGUAAUUUUAAUUUCCAAUAUCUUAGUAACCAUCAAAAAAAAAAGAAAAAAAGAAGUAAAAACACAGUGAUGAAGAUUUAACAGUUGGUUAAUUAAAACAUCUAUUAAAGGAUUUGAAAUUAGAUACAAAUUCUUAUCUCUAAAAACAUGUUGACAUCUCAAGUAGUGUAUAAUUACGUGAAUUCGUAUAAUAAAUUGGAUAAAAAUAUGAUUAUCUCGGAUAAAUUUCUGGUUUAUUAUCUGUUGAUUAAAGCAAUAGUUUUCUCAUAAGAUCUCAAGAUCUUUCAACUAUCAANAAUGUGAAAAGAUUAAAAGCAUAUUUAUCAAAAUUAGUCUUAUUCCCAAGAGUUACAGGUAAACCUAAAAAUGGAGUUGUUAAAGAUUCAACAAAUGAAGUUGUUGCUUAACCAGUACCAUAAAAUACUAAUCCUGAGGUAAUUAUAAUAGCUAAAUUAAAAAGGUUAUUACAUUCUAAAGAACACCUAAACGUGAAAAAGCUACUGUUAUUUCUAAAGAAUUAAGAGCUAAGAAUGUUUAUAGAAGACUUAGAUAAGAAUGGUACAAUGCUAAAUUUGUUGGAGUUAAGGAAAAGAGAAAACAAGCAAAAGAAACUAAAAAGUGAUACAUUUAG
Paramecium sonneborni is the source of this 1218-nucleotide messenger RNA. The record is from the annotation of a GenBank genome assembly. NCBI's taxonomy places the organism in Eukaryota, Ciliophora, Oligohymenophorea, Peniculida, Parameciidae.